This is a messenger RNA of Harmonia axyridis, 4903 nucleotides long. Its product is annotated as protein phosphatase 1 regulatory subunit 37-like. NCBI's taxonomy places the organism in Eukaryota, Metazoa, Arthropoda, Insecta, Coleoptera, Coccinellidae. Bases 965 to 2938 code for a protein of 657 amino acids. Gene Ontology annotation, molecular function: protein binding. The transcript is spliced from 11 exons. The record is from RefSeq and is a predicted model, not a curated record.
GCAAGGCUCAGAUUUCUGUUCCUCUUAUUAAUGUUCUAAGAUGCAAUCAGAUCUAACACAGAAGUUAUUGCAAUGGCACAUCAAUCAUGUCAGUUCCGAUUAAAAAAUUUAAUUGAAUAGAAAAUUUGCUUGCUAGCCAUAUAUACACAAAUUACUGAACUUAAUUUUGGAAUAGCCAACCUCUUAUACUUUCCCAGCAAAGUUUUUGAAAACUUAUUUCAAAUGAAUACAGUUUCUGAUGAUAAUCAACAAAAAAGUAGCAAAAAUAGUAUUUGUUAUUCCAGUUUUUGUAUCAAAUAAUGGAUUUUAUAUUUCCGUUUGAUCAUUAUGUAGUCCAGAAAUAUGGAUAUUUCUGAGCCUAUUAUGUUACUAGUUUUUCGUGAAUGAUGCGUUUGUCUGAAACCCAUCCCUACGUUUAUAUGUAUUGCAAAAAAUAUGCAGUACCUAUGACAGUCAGAUAUCUAAUUUGACAAAAACAGUCCGAUCGUUCGAUGUAUAAAUAUCUUCAAUCUGUUGAAAAAUUUCAUACGUUCGAUUGGCGAAGUGAUUGACAAUAUUAAAUAUUUUCUUUGAUUACAAUUAUGCUAUUGGUUAUCUAGUCAAAGAUCUAUAUAUAUUGAAUGAACCUUUGCUAUUUUCUGAAUAAUUAAUGUCCCUCAUAUAUUAUUUUGAUGAAUUACUUAACCUGAAAGUUUUAUGUUUGGUUUUGAAUUGUUUGGCGCCAUGUUGCUUUUUCAACAAUACAACACAAAAUUUUGAUUACUUCGUGAUAACUUAUAUUUCCUUAUAUUCUUGCGAUGCGUUAAUGGUAAAAUGAAUGUGUUAAAUUCGCAAGUUGAAACGUGAAAUAGAAUGUUAUCUUCAAUAAAAAUUCUAAUCACAUUACCAAAUGUGAACCAAAUAUUUUGAAGAUGGUACGGAAAAGAGUUAGAGCAAGUUGAGCAAAUUUGGUUAAAUCUAAGUCAUGGAUGCAAAGUGCACCAAACAGCAUCAUGACAUCUCUAUUGAAGAUUGUGGCACUGAAAGCCCAAUUGUGGACGAAGAGAGUGAAGUCUCUGAGGAUUCCACUAUAUGUGAUGCAGAUUUCAAACCCACUGGCUUGAAUUCAAAGAAACUCCUACAAAUUCUGGAUAGAUCCUUUUCACUUGAUGACGAAUCAAUGGAGGAGCCUUUAUUGUCAUUUGAAUAUUCAAUAUCACAAAAAAAUGAAAAUACAGAGUCGGGAGUUGACUUGUCUACACCAAAUUCACUUAGGGAGAAAAGCAUUUGUUCUAUAUUGAGAAGAGGUUCUUGUUUUGAAAAUAAAUCUAAUACAUCCUUGGAUUCCUGUCAUUCAUCUGCGAGUUCCCGUCGAGUAUCAUUUCCAAGUGAUGAUUCUGAACUUGCUAGUUACUUAUAUCCAGAACAAGAACAACAUUUAGAAAUGGGUAUAAAAAGUUCUGAGGAGGUUUUAGAAGUGUAUGAGAACUCAUGCAAACAUCACAAAACUAUUGAACUGGAUAUCAUCAAAAACCAAAUUGCUGAAAUCAAGAACAAUAUCAAUCACUCCGCAACAUUCAAUUUAUGUUCAAUAAAUUUGACAAACGAUGUAAAUGAAACUUUAGAGGAUUUGUUGAAAGUGGCUAAUUUUCAAAGAAUAACCUUGUCUGAUUGUAAAUUCACAAGUGAUACUAUUAGUGAAUUCUUGGAUAUGUUGGAAUAUUAUGAAUCAACAAAGGAACUGGAAGUGUCGGUUAAGUUUGAAAGCAAUGAAGCUUGGCAAUCAUUUUGCAAUGCUUGUAUGAACCUUGAUAUGCUUGAAGUAAUAUCGUUUAAGGGUAUGUGUAUUAGUGAAGAAUACAUGAGGAAGCUUUUGCAUGCUGUGAAGAGCAAUUCCAAGAUUACAACACUUAGAUUUGAUAGCUGUGAGCUAGAUAUGAUGCCUUCAUUUUAUUUAGUUGACAGCUUGAAGAGUAAUACGACUCUAAGAGAACUUUAUUUGCCAUCAUCCAAAUUGUAUAGUAGAGAGGCUCAGUGUCUUGGCAAUUUCCUUCAGGUUAAUUCACAUUUGAAAGUAUUGGAUAUAAGUAAUAACUUUAUUGGUGAUCGUGGAUUAGACAACUUGUCCAAAGGAUUAGUCAAACAAAACAUUCCAGGAUCUGGACUUUCUGUCUUGAUAGUUUUCAAUAAUCAGCUCACUGAAAAAAGUGGACCUAUCAUCAACAAUUUGAUUAAUUUUGGUAAAAAUCUUCAUACAUUAAAUGUUGGGUAUAAUAAUUUAACAGAUCAGGUUUUGAUGGAUGUCAAAGAUGGGUUGAUAGAGACAAAUUCAUUAGAGGGAUUUGGAUUACAAUGCACUCUAUUGACUUGUAAAGGAAUAUUUUCUCUUGCUGAAGCUAUUGAAGGAAAUACAUCACUCUUAAAAAUAAAUUUGAAAGGAAAUAAGGCUAUACAAGUACAUGGCUUGGAAAGACUAUGUAAUGCUCUGACAAAUUCAAAAAUAACCAAAAUAGAGAUAGAUGAUAUUAAUCGAUCAUGUAGUGAUCCAUCAGGUUAUACACAAGUGGUUAAGAGGUUGAAUGCAAUAUGUACAGUUAACAAGACAUUUGUUGUUGAUAAUCGCGAUGAAGAGAUUACUAAUAUUUCUAGAGUUAUAUCUAGAAAAGUAUCUUUGAGUUGCGAACCUCGAUUUCUUAUACCAGAUGUGAAACAUGCACUCACAAGUCCCAUUCAACUUUCAGCAAUGUCACCAACACCUCUUACAAGUCCAGCUCCUAAGAGUCGUUUCCAGAUAAUCUCAGUACCAGAAAAUAGCCCUCGAUCACUUUCACGGUUCAAAGUAACUCCAGUAAUAAGUCCUUCUCCGGAAGAUGACGAAAUUCAGAAUCGUUUUGCUAAUGUCAGAAGCAGUGUUUCAUCCAAUGAAAGUAUGGAUUCACUCUCGGUACAACCUGAUUAAGUAGGAGCAGAUUGAUAAAUUAUCUGCAGCUGCUCUUGGUUGAACAUCAUCUUCCUAGGGACACAUUGAAUUAUAAAAUGGCCGGCUAUAUCAAAUUCAGUCUGUGUGAAGGAGCACUAUUUUUAAAAAUUCUAUAAGAUAAUAUCAAACUAUGUUGCAAAAUAAUAUAGAGAGGAAUAAUGUUUUUCUCAAUUAAUUAUUUUAAUUAAUAUAUUGAGUAUUGAGAUCAUGUUAUUUUUUUCAUAUAUGUUUAUGUACUUGAGUCUUUUUUCAGGUUUGCUUGGAAAUUUUAGGCUGUAGAAUGGUGAAAAUCAAUCAAUUCGUUAAAACUUGAAAACGGAGUGCAGUUAUAUGUUUCACUUCCAAUGACGCAGUGAAUUUUUUAUUUGAUUGAAUUUCAUUGAAUUAGGCUGUAUAUUCUCAGGUAGAAAAACCUUAAUUAGAUAUUGAAUUUAACCUCGACAGAUUGAGUUCUAUUUUGAGUUCAUUUCAAAAUAGAAAUUUAUGACUAAUCAACUGAAUGAUUUUAUCAUGGCGUCAUUGAAAUUCAUACAGGUAUCAAGAUGAAUAAUUAUUUAACGUAAAUAAUGGUUUAACGUCUGUGUGUUGAUAUAUGAAAUUAAUUUCACGGCAUUCAGAUGUACUAACACUGGAUUUUGGGAUUAAUGGUUCCUCGUUGAGGAGAAUCUUCAGCUUCAUCGAUGGCUCUGUGGUUAGAGCAUCGGACUAGUUAUUCGGAGGUACUUUUUCCACAAUUGAAAAAUUGUCUGAAUGCCGUGAAAUUAAUUUCAUAUAAUUAUUUAACUUGAAAGAUACUUCUCUUCAAUUUAAUUUUGUUUCGAAGUAGUCAUUAUUGAAUUUUUUGUAAGAGCAAUUUCGAUUGAAUGAAAUAUGGUAUGAAAUUUUGUCGAUACCCUUGAAUAUGGUAUCUUUAUGAAUGUCAUUAUGGCGGCAAUUGCUAUAUGUAUAUACAGUUAUAUUCUGUAGAAUUUAAUUAUUAAAUAUAAUAAUUUGUUCAAGAAAAAAAUUAUGAUUUGCUAAGAAGCAAAGCAAUGGAAGUCAUAUUAUAUACAGUUUGUAUUCUGGAUCCCACUCGAUUCCUCAUAUACUUCGCCUCUGCAAACCAAUUUAUUGAUUUUUCAUUAUAAUGGAUUGGUGCUGCUGAGAUAGUACCUGCAAUUACAAAAAUUGUUACUUAAAUAUUGUUUUUAAAAUAAUGUAAAUGUUUAUUAGAUAAUGAGAUAUAUUAACUUAGUCAUAAUUUAAAAUACGGGAUACAUAUUUGUAUAAAUUGAAUAUAUUUUUAUAUGGACAUUAAUAAAAUGGGAUAUAAUUUUAACAUUGUAUUUAAAAUGUUGGUACAAAAUUGAAUUAUGCUAAGUUGUUUGUAUAAUUGUUGAUUUAAUUAAUGAUAAUAUCCAAUAUAUUAUUUGAGUCGUACUACAGAAUUAUAGGGGAUGAAACUAACUUUGAAUUUAAAGGUCUCUCACAUUGUCUUCAAUUGAGUUCAACCUUAAGUAACUCGCAUUUCAACAAUAAAAAUGUUGAAGUGUAUAUUCCCAAUAAGGAUUCCAAAAAGUAUUGUCUUGUCCAAAUACUUUGCUGUUUCAUAAAGUUCAAUCGGUAAUUCAAAUUGAACAUAUUAUGCUAGAGCAAACAUUUCAAUGUAUAGGGUAUAGAUUUUUAAAUAUAAAAUAGAUAAAUUGGAUGUGACACCUGUUUUUUUGCCGAAACGUGGUUAUUUAGUUCUUGAUUAAUUGCAAUAGAGGAUAAAGCAUACAAUGUCCUAUUCAAAUUUAAUGAUCAAAAUAUUCCUUGCAUUGAGCAUUUGUUUAAUGAUUUUUAUUUUGUGGAUGUGAUACAUGCAUGUGAUAAGUAUUAAUAUAUUAAGGAUAUUUCAAGAAAUUAAUAUUAUGUAGAAAACAUGUAUUUAAAGUACAAUAAAGUGUGUUUAUAUUGAAAUAA